Messenger RNA from Rotaria sordida, 504 nucleotides. NCBI's taxonomy places the organism in Eukaryota, Metazoa, Rotifera, Eurotatoria, Philodinida, Philodinidae. The record is from the annotation of a GenBank genome assembly.
AUGGCUAUUUUUGGAACUAAUGAAUAUGAUUUCAAAAUGAUUGGCACCACAGUCACUGUACCAGAUGCUGAUGUUGCCAAAAUAAUGUACUAUAUAGAUUGUGUAUGUACCGUUAUUGAUUAUAAUGAUAAUAAUAUAAGUCGAUAUCGAAAUUAUUCAAAUUGGAGAAAUAUGUCAGAUGAUGAAGAUCGACUCAUUUUUCUACUUGCUUUAACACUUUCACCAAAAGAAUUAGAAAAUCGAGUCUUUUUCAAUAACUCAGCAUUAUGUCCUGAUGCAACUAAUCAAUUUUAUGAAAUUGGUCAAGUUCAAAAUCGUUUAAUGGUUGUUCAAUCAAUUGUUAUCGGUGGUCGAUCACGACAAGUAAAAAAAAUUAUGGUGUAUAAACCAAUUUGGAUGCAAAGAAAUUAUAUUGAACCAAUGCAACGAUUAGCAUUUCGAUUUAGUCCAGAAGGACAAAGACAAGAAGCAAUAUUGCGAUCGAUGGCUUGCAUUAUUUCUUAA